GUGAGGGCGCUGAACCAAACGAGGUAAUCAGGUCACACCCUGGCGGUCAUUGCGGCCAUCCUGACCCACCCCUCGCUUUUGAUUGACAUACACUUGACUCCACCCCUUUACUACAGCCCCCGAAUGGCUGUGGAGCUGUCCGUGGUGCUGAUCGUGAAAACACUGAGUGAGUGGAUGAGAGCGAGAGAGAGAGAGAGUGAGAGAGAGAGAGAGAGAGAGAGAGAGGAGGAGGGAUGAGGAGGCGUGUUUUUUUGUGUUUUGGUGCCUGAGUUAAUCUGCCGUGGCAUCCGCUCUCACUCACACACGCACACACUCUUACAUUCACACACACACACAUGCACACACACACACAUGCACAUGGGAGCAGAGCAGUGCUGGAGUGAGAUGAUGCCAGUGUGAUGCCCGUGUAAUGCCCGCAAGAGGAUAUCUGCUGGAGGUCCACAGUCUCGGAUAAAUCUUUGCCGACUUUUGAUUUUUGAGACUCGACUCAGAUGAAGAAGCUGGAAGACGCUGUCACCUCGUCACUAUGACGAGUUCCCGCUCAGCCUGCUGUACUGACGAUUUGUUGGACUUGGAUUAAGUGUUUUGCAGGUUUAAGGAGUUUUGGAGAACGUCGACCUCAAACCCCUCCUGUUCCUGCACCUUGAGGUAAAUCAGGAGUGCUCUGUGACUUGUACGAUGGCCAGCGUGCUUCGUCUGGGACUGGAGUCGGAUUCUCAGGCUUGUAGCAAGGCUUCGUCCCAGUUUGCACGGCUGCGCAGGAUUCACCUGAACAGGUGUGAAGCACGGCCUGCAGGGACUCAGCUGCUCUGAAGUGCAGUUGGCAUGCCCCUGACCAUGAUGAGCUCCAGAGAGGAAGAAGCAUUGCGGUUUUUCCAGUACGUCGAGGACAGCGGCCUGAGGGCGUACAACGGCGUAGUGACUCGUGACCUGGUGUGGAAUGAGAAAAGCCGAAGCGUUCCGGAGAAGAACGACAAGAAGAGAAAGCAGGAGGAGGUUGUUAAAAGGACGAGUGAGGAGGUGGCCGUGGAGGGGAAACACCUGCGUAUGGGAUCUGCUACCAUGUCGGAGCAGCAGCAGUUUUCCGUUCGUUCUCAGUCCCUUAACUCUGUAGGAGGUGUAGAGGAGGAAGAGGGCAGCCCGAACUCCCGCAAACAGCCUCCACCCAAACCACGCCGUGACCCCAACACCAAACUCAGCGCCUCCUCUGAGGCCGUGGACCACAGCGCCACCACCUGCAAGGGAGGACACUCCCACAAGUGGGAUGCGACUCAGGGCUGCAGCGAGGAGUGUAGACGAGUUCCACCUCCAAAGCCCAAGAGGAAUCCUAACACACAGCUGAGCACUUCCUUUGAUGAGUCCUACAUCCUGAACUCAAAAGACUCACCCCCAAUGGCUCCUUCUCCUAUUUCUCCUGUUUCUCCUCCACAACCUCAGAGCCCACAGCAGGACUCAGAGUCAGAGGAACCUGUUUAUAUUGAGAUGUCAGGGAAUGCAGUGAGAGAUCCGCCCUCUCGUGCCGAGCCUGAGGAGCCGGGCGAGGCCGUCUACGAGGAGAUGAAGUACCCCGCUUUUGAUGACUUUGAUUCACGCUGGGAUCUUUUGGGGUACCGCUCUCAGUGCAUCACGCCAUGUCCAUCUGAUAUGGACAUCCAUGCUGCCAUGAACUACACCUCCACCCCUCGGAGUGCAUCACAUUGCGACAUCCCUGCCCCAUUCCCCAACCUGCUAACACACCGUCCACCUUUGCUGGUCUUUCCACCAGUGCCUGCACAGUGUUCGCCCAAUUCUGAUGAAUCCCCACUCACGCCGGUGGACGUGACCAAGCUGGCCAUGUUAGAGAAUGCUGCCUACUCAAAGUCUCCCUCGUCCUCCUCCUCCUCAAUGGAGCCCCUUAGUUCUGCCUCGUCCUCUCACCUCAGACGGGCUGAGAGGGAACUUACGGCGACGCCCACUAUCACAGUCUCAGGUCGCUCUUCGGCGCCACCGUUGCCAUGCGCUCUCUACAGAGGCUCCACAAGCUCUGCAGGGGCUCAGCGGAGCCACUCGGCAUGUCCGUCUCCCGUCAGCAUGGGCCGCUGCCUCACGCCGCUCAGCCUCAUGAGGGCACCACCUUUCGAAGGGUCCUUCAGUGGAGCUGCCCUGCCACGACACCACAGCUCAACACAGAACGUUGCAGCAGGACGUUCACGGACCCCCACCAGCCCUCUGGAUGAGCUCACCAACUUGUUCACCAGUGGCAGAAACAUGCUGAAGAAGACCUCCAGCGGCCGGAAGAGCAAAGAGCCCACUGAGAGUGAAGCCAAAGGGAAGGGCCAUGGUUCUGAAUCCAAACACAAGGAGCACAAGGAGAAGAGCCAUCACAACAAGGAGUCCAAAAGGGACAAGGAGCGCAGUGGGAAAUCCUCGCAUCGACGUGAAAGCAAAGAUCGAGAGCCGGGCAGCAUCGAGGCCUUACAGAGACGUGACAGUAAAGACAGAACUGGCAGCAAUGCAGAGCCAAUAGUGAGACGUGAUAGCAAGGACAGGGGCAUCAAUGUGGAGCCAGUACCGAGGCGCAACAGCAAGGACAAGGGCAGCAAUGUGGAGUCAGUAGCAAGGCGAAACAGCAAGGACAAGGGCAGCAAUGUGGAGUCAGUAGCAAGGCGAAACAGCAAGGACAAGGGCAGCAAUGUGGAGCCAGUAGUGAGGCGAAACAGCAAAGAAAAGGGCUGUAGUGGUCCAGAGCUUCUUCCCAAACAGGGCAGCAAAGACCGAGGGUGCAGCACCAGUGAGCCCAUUGUGAAGCAUGACAGCAAAGACUGGAUCAGUAACAAUAUCGAACCUUUACCUAGACGUGACAGCAGGGACAGGAUCUGCAAUGGCUCAGAGCUCAUGCUCCGACAAGACAGCAGAGACUUUUUGAGGAAUGGUCUGGAACGACAUGAUAGCAGAGACCGAGGUGGUUAUGGGCCAGACUUGUUAACAAGACACAGUGGUAAGGAUCAGGGAAGAACUGGCCUGGAGGGUCGGUGCAACAGCAAAGAAGGAAGAAAGAACAGUUUGGAUUUUCUUCAGGGUAACAGCAACAUGGCAGACUCUGGAUGGGACUGUAAGGAACGGAUGAGUAAUGGGACAGAUGUUGUAAAUAGGAGAGACUACAAAGAUAAAGGAAUUCACUUGACAGAACCCCAUCACAAGAGUAAGGACAAGAGCAGCUACAGUACGGAGUCCCCCAAAGCACAUGACUGGGAUACAAGGUCUGGACCUCCAACCAGUAUGUCCAGCCGGAGUAGACGAUCACCUGUUAGUCCUACCACAAUGAUGGGGAAUUCUGAAUUGAAGAUGGUCCCAAAGGUAGCCCAGUUCCUGUCCACACCACUUGCACCAUCUCCAUUAGGCACACCUCAGAGACGACCGUCAGAGGCCCAAGAGCACAUGCCACCCUUCCCCUGGCUAUGUGGUGACAGCACCAUGAUGGAGACGAUUGAGAGGAAACAGCGAUUGUGCCGUGAGAUCAGAUCCCGUCAACGGCCCCCUGAACGGAGCCAGAUGGAAAGCGUGCCUAGCUGCAAGAAAGCCAAUGGGCAAAAGAAAUAUGGCCCACCCCCAUAUCCCACUCAGACUACCGUCUUUUGGGACACCGCAAUCUGAUUGGUCGCUUAGCACUUCAGGAUUUAGCUUUGCUCCUCCCACUGGCACCAAACGAGGGGAGCACCUAAUCAUCCCCAGCACUGUUUCUGCUAAAAGACAGGCAGUGGGAUUAAUUUAGCAAUAUUUCUGAGCGUGCCGAUCGUCAGGUUUUUGUAUUAACCUUUAUCUAAUAUUUUUGUAUUGUGAUUCCUUGUAAAUGGAACCUAGUAUUAACAGAUAUUUUAUAAACAAAAUGGAAUAUGUUUGCAAAGAAUAUGUAGAGUUAGCACAAUACAGUUUGUUCUUUUGUAUUUUUUUUCGCUUUUUUUUUUUACACUACAAUGCAAACUAUGAAAUGGAACCAUUAAUUUUCACAGGCCUUUAUCUUUCAGACCUCUCAAAAUUUCUGUGGUAUAUUGCCAUAUUAAAAAUGAAGUGUAUUUUCACAUUGGAUGUGAAAUUGGACUAGGGCUAGCUUUCUUUUCGCUGGCUUGCCACACUACGGAAUUGAUAGAAAUGUGCAAUUAAUGGGUACUGGUUUUAUUUAAGAGUUGAUCAGAUUUUUUAUUAUUAAUUAUGUUUUUAUGUGAGCUUUGGCUUUAGUAUGCAAGUCAAAAUCGAAGGUUUUGUAUGCUAUGUAAGCAUGAAUGAAUUCAAUGUACAAACAUGGCACAGCAUAAGGGCAACCAGUAUAAGUUUAUGAAAGGUUAAUGGAAGAUAAGACUAGGAUGUAGACUAGGAUCCCUUUUAUCCUAGGGAACCUAUUUUUAUUGGGUGAUUUUUCUGUUUGUAAAUGGCAGAAGGUGCUGUAGAAGUUACUUUGGGCCUGUGUUUGCCCAGAGAUUAAUGACAAUCUGUAACCUUGAAAUAUUCUUUAAAUCUUUAAACACUAUUUAAAAUGUUUUGUGCUUGUUUAAGAAGGUUUUUAGAAGGAGGUAAUUUAUUGGCAUGGUCACGCUUACUGUAUUAAUAAGUUUGGUUUGAUGGAUUUGUGAUGGACACAAUCAGCCCUAUUUGGGCAUUUGAAACCAAUGACCAACGGCUCUCAGCUGGAGCCUUAAAGGACGUAGCAACUGUAGCUACUUCACUCAGUAAUUGGGAAUAAUAGAAGAAAAAAAUGCACUCCCAUAAUCUUCCGCAUCAGUUGGUUGGAUACUUGUCACCCUCCCUCUACCUCAACCAUUCAGAUUAGUUCAAGUGGUUAUUCAUCUUCAAAGUAUUUUUGGAUCUGGAUCUGUUUGGAGUCAGGGGUGGACAAAUAAUAAGUUCAUUAGCUAGCCCACUGGGAACAUGAAAGCUCCAAUGUGCUGCCCAGUCCUGUGUUUUGGUUGCCUGGAAACCUAACUGACAAGGCUAAAAUGUGGCAGCUAACAUAAUGUAAUGUAUGGUGAGCUAGUUAUCUAGUUAAAGGCAUUAAUCCAGACAAGGAAGGAAAACAUCAAGGAAAAUAAAUGAGUUUAUGAAUUGCCACAGAGGGGAUGAAUGUGUAACCAUAGUACUCAUUCUCUCCUGAUGUAGCCUGUUGAUGUAGCACAUUGUGUUAAGGUGGAUGACAAAUGGUCACCAAGUUGCUAAAGUCCUUAUUUUCUCUCAAUAUUUUUAACCACAGUGUGACUCUGCGUCGUGCUAGCAAGCGAAUUAUAUGACCGCUUUGUGCUAGAUUUGUUUUUCUGCUUGUGUCAGGCUACUAAUUUGUCCACCCCUGGAAGUGAAACCCAUCCCCUUUCAUUCUUGCCAUGAACUUCAUGUAGGUAAAGGUAAUGCUUGUACACUCACUGUAACUGGGACCAAAGGUAUCAAACAGUGUAGCCUAGCUAACACUAGCUAAUGCAUUGUUCGCAAUUGUAAAAGUAAGAAAUUGUAUUUAUGCUAAAUAGUAUUAUUACUAAAUAAGUAUUAACAAACACACAUUUUGUCAUUUUGGAAAAGAAAAAAUGGUGUUUACGUACAUAAUCGCAGGCUGAUGGUCAGUUAGUGAUCCUAAGUAGCCCGUCUCUGACUGAAGCCUGUUUUACACUGUGCGAUUUCUUUUAAGGGUAUUACUUGUCACACUGUAUGAGAUGAUCCCAAUAAUAUCUUGGCUGAAUUCUAUAACAGACAGAGCGAUAAUGUUGUCCAUGUCAGGUUUCAUGAUGAAGAUCCCUCAGUAUAAUAGCAGCAGUGUUAAGCCUAGAGAAAAGGUUGUAAAAGAGUCAUUCAUGGCUCGGUAAAAGGGGACACCAUGGAAUGCGUAUUCUUCAAAGUGAGCUUGAGGUAAUAAGGAUUUUUUUUCUGUCCAUUAGCAUGUUUUGCCACUAAAUCGUGUAAAUCGUGUACAGUGUAAACCUGGCUUGAAAUGAAGCAAAAACACAACAUCAGAGUAGCCGUGACUAUGUGGCCAUACUAUGGUAUGGUUUUUUUAUCCUGUGUGUCUACAAUGUAUGCAGGUCAUUUAUUACAUGAUCUUUUGACAUUCACUCCGGAGUUCCCCGAGGGUGCUGGUUAAGGAACGCUGUAACGAUGUACAAUCUCUCUGUAUGUAAAAUGUGCACUGUGACUGGUAGAAAGACUACGUCCUUUGUCUUAUUGCACUGAGUGUUAUCUUAUCUGUAUAGUAAUGUUUGAGGAAACAAAAAUGAAGUAUACUGGUUGUCAUGAGGGUCUUUCAGAGAGAAAUAAAUAUGAAUUUCAAUCUGCUAUUAAA
Molecule: messenger RNA, 6295 nt
Organism: Pangasianodon hypophthalmus (striped catfish)
Lineage: Eukaryota; Metazoa; Chordata; Actinopteri; Siluriformes; Pangasiidae
Gene: nyap2b
Product: neuronal tyrosine-phosphorylated phosphoinositide-3-kinase adaptor 2b
Exons: 7
Coding region: 826-3633 (935 amino acids)
Biological process (GO): neuron projection morphogenesis; phosphatidylinositol 3-kinase/protein kinase B signal transduction
Source: RefSeq, a predicted model, not a curated record